Molecule: messenger RNA, 652 nt
Organism: Cuscuta epithymum
Lineage: Eukaryota; Viridiplantae; Streptophyta; Magnoliopsida; Solanales; Convolvulaceae
Source: the annotation of a GenBank genome assembly
AUUUCAUCAGCUAUUCAAUGGAGGUUUACAUGAAGAAGAAAGAGGAAGGAAAGGGUGCAGAUGUCCAGGCAGUGUGGUUUGCUGCCGGGACAGCGGCGCUUAUGGCGUGCCUCGAGAGGGCUGUCGUGGUGUCGUUCGUCGAGCAGUUCCGGGUCCUCGUCUUCCUCGCUCUCAACCUCUUGCUCUUAGCCAUUCUCUUCACGUCUAGACACCCAAAUUGCUCAUCCCCUCCUGAUUUCAACCAAGAAAAUGACAAUGUAGGUGGCGGUUGCACAGAGGAACCCAAGGAAAAGGGAAUGGCGGCUGAGGCACCCCGGGAACAGGACUUUGCGGUGGCAGCGGAGGAGGAGGAAGUCAGUGGUGGUGGUGGUGGUGGCGAUGGUGAUGAUGAUGAUGAAGUAGAUGCCACAGAGUUGAAUGAAAGAGCGGAGGCUUUCAUUGCCAAGUUCAGGCAGCAUUUGGCUUCUGAUGCAAAAGAGUAGUUUAGUUUUGGCUAAAAGAUAGAAGGCAUUUCUAGAUGUAAUUCCAUUUCCCAGUCCCAAAUUAAAGGGAUUUCGUUUAAUUUGUUUUAGGGUAGAAAGGUUAUUCAAAUGUGAUUUCAACCGAAGUAUUCCUAAUAUAUAUUUUUGCAGCUUUUUGGCAGAUCCUCACG